AAAAAAAGCCAGGAAUCACCCGUUUCUUGAUAAACAAUGAUUGCUCUUCUUUCCGUCGCUGGUCUUUGCUUGCUGGGUCUAAUCGCGACGAGAUAACGAAUCUGAUUUGAAAGUCCUCCUUUUGUUUAGAUUAGAUCCAUGGAGCUCAGCGCUUGACAGACCUUACCCUCGUAAGAGACAGAUCCCGAUGCGUUAGUGGAAUGAUCGCGUGAAGUUGCGGUCUUAGCACCUUGUUCCCGUCGGAGUUCUUGUAGGAACGAGAGCUUUGGGGCUGCGUAGGGUUGGGAAGUCGACGAGUUGCGUCUGCUCGGAGCAAGACCGAGCGGGAUCCGAUGAUGGGUCGAAGCAAGAUUGACUUCGUUCUUUGAACUUGCUUCGAAGACCGCAUAAAGAGCAAAUGGCAACACCAGUUGAGCCACCAAAUGGGGUUUAUUCCAAGGGAAAGCACUAUUACUCGAUGUGGCAGACCUUGUUUGAGAUUGACACAAAGUACGUGCCCAUCAAGCCCAUUGGCCGAGGAGCCUAUGGCAUUGUUUGCUCUUCUGUGAACAGAGAAACCAAUGAGAAGGUGGCGAUAAAGAAGAUACACAAUGCCUUCGAGAAUAGGGUUGAUGCGCUAAGAACUUUGCGCGAGAUAAAGCUUCUCAGGCAUCUUCGGCAUGAGAAUGUCAUCGCUCUGAAUGACGUCAUGAUGCCUAUCCAAAGGAACAGUUUCAAAGAUGUCUAUCUGGUGUAUGAGCUCAUGGACACAGAUCUGCACCAGAUUAUCAAAUCCUCUCAGACACUUACGAAUGACCACUGCCAAUAUUUCCUCUUCCAGUUGCUCCGAGGCUUGAAGUACCUACAUUCAGCGAACAUUCUCCACCGAGACUUGAAGCCCGGGAACCUUCUCAUCAAUGCAAACUGUGACCUCAAGAUCUGCGAUUUCGGGCUGGCACGAACUAGCAAUGGGAAGGGACAGUUCAUGACUGAAUAUGUGGUCACUCGCUGGUACCGGGCCCCGGAACUUCUUCUGUGCUGCGACAACUACGGGACAUCCAUCGAUGUGUGGUCUGUCGGAUGUAUCUUUGCCGAGCUUCUCGGUCGCAAGCCAUUAUUCCCUGGUACCGAGUGCCUUAACCAACUCAAACUGAUCAUCAAUGUACUCGGCAGCCAAAGAGAGGAGGAUAUCGAAUUUAUCGACAACCCAAAGGCAAGAAAGUUUAUAAAGUCUCUCCCGCAUUCCCCUGGGACUGCAUUAUCCCGUCUUUACCCUAAUGCAGAUCCUCUGGCUAUUGAUCUCCUGCAAAAGAUGCUCAUUUUCGACCCAUCGAAGCGCAUCGGUGUCACUGAGGCUCUCCAACACCCGUACAUGUCGCCGCUGUAUGAUCCGAACUCUAAUCCUCCUGCACAUGUUCCCAUCGACUUAGAUGUCGAUGAAGAUCUGGAGGAAGAGAUGAUAAGGGAGAUGAUGUGGAAGGAAAUGCUCCAUUACCAUCCAGAAGUCGCUGUUGGCAAUCUAGAGUUGUACUCUUAAGCAUUCUUCAGUUGUGUUACCUUGCCCGCUCUUUGUUAAGGUACUUCAUCACGAUGCUGCUGUACUUCAUUACGAUGGUUCUGUAGUUUCUUUUAACAUAUAGGCUAGCUUUUCCUCUUUUUCCGGAGAGGGUUUAAAAUAAUUUGCAGGAAUCAUGCAUAAGAAGUUCUUAUCGUAAAAAUGCAUGAUUGAGCAAGUGUCAUCUUUGUUCUUCACUAUGUCCGGUUGAGAAUCAUGUACUAGGUUUCCUAUCUAACCUGUAAAUAGCCUUAUUUCUAUGAGACUUCAGACUUGUUGUAAAAUUAUAUGAGAUGGUUGAGGAUGCUUUUAUAACAUCCAGGUUGGACGUAAUAAGAGUACUUUUAAAGCUGUAA
This is a messenger RNA of Rhodamnia argentea, 1890 nucleotides long. RefSeq names its product mitogen-activated protein kinase homolog 1. The record is from RefSeq and is a predicted model, not a curated record. NCBI's taxonomy places the organism in Eukaryota, Viridiplantae, Streptophyta, Magnoliopsida, Myrtales, Myrtaceae. Gene Ontology annotation, molecular function: ATP binding; MAP kinase activity. Gene Ontology annotation, biological process: protein phosphorylation; intracellular signal transduction. The coding region runs from base 398 to 1516 and encodes 372 amino acids. Gene Ontology annotation, cellular component: cytoplasm; nucleus. The transcript is spliced from 3 exons.